UUUGAAAAAUUGAAAAUUGUCUGUAAAAUUGUUCCUCUCUGUACAAUACAGAAAUUUUGUUUGGUUUUUAGCCAUAAUUAAAAAAGUUGCAGAUUGAUCUUGUCAGAAACAUGAAAUUGAGAGUAGGCUUUAGGGAUUUAAAACUGAAAGGAUUGCUUGCAGCUAUUAGGGUUUUAAUUUGGCGUCGAGUAGAUUCUAUGUAGAUUUCACCCUGGGAUUUAAGAGUAAGCUUAGCUUGUUAGACUCAUGUUUGAGUGAAUUUCGAAAGCUAGCUCAGCUCAGCUGCUCCAGCAUCAAGUUGAAAAUUGGAAGUCCUUUUUUUAUGCAAUCAUUUCCAAAAAUCUCUCUUGAAGUUCCAGUUCCAGUUCCAGUUCAAGUUCAAGCUAAAGUAGUGAGAGUGCAGUGCAGUAAACAGUGAAGUUGGGGGGGCGUAUGGAAUUUUAGUACACCAACCAGAUAAAGAGAAAAAAUGUCGGGAUCUGAGACGGGAGUGAUGACGAGUAGAGAGCCCUACAGCGUGGGCAUGCAACAGAAGAGUCCGGUUGCGUCACAGCCGGUGAUACAGAACAUGCGUUUAGCCUUUAGUGCUGACGGAACAGCUGUGUACAAGCCCAUCACUGCCUCGUCACCCACAUACCAGCCGGCCUCCAGCGCUGGUGCUGGGGCCGAGGGGUCCACAGCUGGGCCCCAGGUGACUCAAGGGCAAGCUCUGAACAUGAACAUGGGGAGCGAGCCUUUGAAGAGGAAGAGAGGGAGGCCCAGGAAGUAUGGGCCCGAUGGGACCAUACCGCUGGCUCUUAUAUCAGCUUCUUCCUCUGUCAGCGUAACCCAAUCUAAUAGUGGAGGAUUCUCUUCGCCUUCUGCUGCUGGUGGUGGUGGUGCUCCUCCGCCAUCAGGAGGAUCAGCCUCUUCACCAACUUCAACGAAGAAAGCUAGGGGAAGACCUCCAGGUUCUGGCAAGAAGCAUCAACUUGAAGCCCUCGGAUCAGCAGGAGUUGGGUUUACGCCCCAUGUUAUCACUGUUAAAGCUGGAGAGGAUGUAUCGUCAAAAAUAAUGUCAUUUUCUCAGCACGGUCCAAGGGCUGUUUGUAUCCUAUCAGCAAAUGGAGCCAUAUCAAACGUUACUCUUCGCCAACCAGCAACAUCUGGUGGGACUGUAACUUAUGAGGGGCGAUUUGAAAUUCUGUCACUUUCUGGUUCAUUUCUUCUGUCAGAAAAUGGUGGUCAGCGGAGCAGAACUGGAGGGUUAAGCGUGUCUUUGUCUGGCCCAGAUGGUCGUGUUUUAGGUGGUGGUGUAGCGGGCCUUCUAACGGCUGCAUCCUCUGUUCAGGUGGUUGUGGGUAGUUUUAUUGCAGAAGGUCGGAAGGAACCAAAGUCAGCGUGCCAGAUGGAACCCCAACCUGCCCCAGCGAAGCUUGCUCCAGGCGGUUUGCCGACGGGGGCUACGAGCCCACCAUCACGGGGUACUCUGAGUGAAUCCUCAGGUGGGCCCGGUAGCCCACUUAAUCAGAGCACAGGAGCCUGCAAUAACAAUAACCCACAAGGCAUGUCAAACUUGCCAUGGAAGUAAAACCUGCCUACAUUUUGUAGUCUUCAGCUAAUUGCGUAGUAGGCACGGGCUCGUGUUGUGUUAGUAUUCACCAUAGGCAGGCAGGCUUCAGUUUGUAAUUUAAGCAUUGUGUAAGUGAAGUAGAAUAAUGCGUUAUCUUGUACUUUGUGACCCCGUUGCUAGAUAGCUAGAAAGGGCUGUUUGGGCAGACGGCUGAGGGGAUGCUCUUUGCACUUGUAAGGUGAUGUUAGGAGUUUGAGAAAAAGGCCAUGCUCUUUGGCGUUUUAGACUGAGAUGGUGAGUUAGUUUGACUUCCUUUGUCUUUGUUGUAGUUUGCUUCUUUUGUUGCCCAUCACAGUUAACUAAUGUAAUUUAUCUGUUUCUCCAUUCAUCAUUAUCAAGUUGAUACUGAUGCUAGUUGAGCUCAGCUGGGGGUUUACUUA
This is a messenger RNA of Theobroma cacao (cacao), 1992 nucleotides long. RefSeq names its product AT hook motif DNA-binding family protein. The record is from RefSeq and is a predicted model, not a curated record. Gene Ontology annotation, molecular function: minor groove of adenine-thymine-rich DNA binding. Lineage: Eukaryota; Viridiplantae; Streptophyta; Magnoliopsida; Malvales; Malvaceae.